Molecule: messenger RNA, 2435 nt
Organism: Leptopilina heterotoma
Lineage: Eukaryota; Metazoa; Arthropoda; Insecta; Hymenoptera; Figitidae
Gene: Sirt7
Product: NAD-dependent protein deacetylase sirtuin-7
Exons: 4
Coding region: 476-2107 (543 amino acids)
Molecular function (GO): NAD+ binding
Source: RefSeq, a predicted model, not a curated record
AGCCACUUGAGCGCUGUAAAAAAAACAAUUAAUCUCCAUCUUUGACAAUUCGAUCAAAAUAAUAUUAUCUCAUAUCAAAAAAACAUGAUUUAAGCUAUUAAUUAAAAAGUAACUGGGCUAUCUGUGAUGUAAUAUUCAAUUUAUGAAUCGGUUCAAUAAUUUGAAAAGAUGAUUACGUGAUAAGGUACAGUACCGUGCUCUGUCAAAUUAAUCAAAGGGGGAGGUAUGUUCCUGUAUGUGCUUUGAUGUCUUCUCAUAAUCGACGACGAUGGCAACAAUUUAUCAUUUUUUUUCUCAUUUAAUUGAAAAUAACAAAUGAGAACAGUGCUCAACAGUGCUAAAAGAUCCAGUGUGUUAUGAUAUAUCAUCGUAAAUUUUACAUAAAUAGAAAUUGAAAAUGGGUUAAUUUGGUUGUGUCCAUAUAAUUCUAGUCAAAUUUGAAAGCAAUUUAUUAGGACCACGGGUUUGAUUAAAGAUGGAGGAAGAUAUUAAGGAGAGGAUUCUGUCAAGAAGGCGUUCAGCGGCAUUAAAUGCAUUUAAAGUCAAAGAUGAUCGACUAGCCACUGUUAAGAAGGUCACUGCUAUUUUACAAAAACCUGAAGAUACCAGGUCACCUGAAGAGGAAGAAUUUUUAAAAUCGUACAGUGAUAUCGUUAAAGAGGUUAAGUUAAGGCAAAAGAAAAGGGAUAGAGUGAAAGCAAGACAAGAGGAAGUUGAAGAUGCACCGGAAAUUUUGGAAGAGAAGUGUAUGCGACUAGCGGCUGCCAUUAGUAGAGCAACUUCCCUUGCAGUUUAUACAGGUGCUGGUAUUAGUACAGCAGCUUCGAUUCCAGAUUACAGAGGCACUAAUGGUGUUUGGACGAGAAUGCAACAAGGAAAGGAUAUUGGAAAUCAUGAUCUAAGCCAGGCGGAUCCAACCAUAACGCACAUGUCUCUUUAUGCACUGUACAAGGCGCGUGUAUUAAAGCACAUAGUCUCCCAAAAUUGUGACGGUCUUCAUCUACGUAGUGGAAUUCCACGAACAUUAAUGUCGGAAGUUCAUGGCAACAUGUACGUCGAGGUAUGUAAAACCUGUAAACCUUCUCGAGAAUAUUGGCGACUAUUCGAUGUCACUGAAAAAACGGCAAGAUACAAUCACGGCACUGGUCGGCUGUGUCAUAAAUGUAAUUCCCCACUUCACGAUUCAAUUGUACAUUUUGGCGAGAGGGGAAAUUUAUUAUGGCCAAUUAAUUGGAGUGGCGCAUCGAGAGCGGCAAAGCAAGCCGACGUUAUACUCUGUCUUGGUUCGAGUUUAAAAGUUUUAAAAAAAUACCCUUGGCUUUGGCAAAUGGAUCGACCGAUACAUAAGCGACCAUCCCUUUAUAUUGUAAAUUUACAAUGGACACCAAAAGAUGAGAAUGCCGUUUUAAAAAUUAACGGCAAAUGUGAUGAGGUGAUGAAAAAAGUGAUGACACACUUAGGUAUUGAAAUUCCAGAAUAUUAUCGUGCUAAAGAUCCAAUUUUUCAUCAUGCAAUUAGACUGCAAAGUGCGGAGCAAUCGACGAGAACGCAACCGUUACUCGAGGAACCUGUUCUCACUGAACAAGAGGAGGAGGAGGAGGAGAGUUUUAGCGUCGAGGUAAAGGACGAGAAACCAAUUGUUAAAGUUGAAACAAAAACGGAGACAGAUUGUAAUUCGCAAAUUACACUCACUGAACCAAUGACUGCUUAUCCAGCGCCAUUUUUCGCUGCACUACCAUUUCUUUCAAUGGGUUUGCCAUUUCCUCCAAUGUACAUGUAUCCUCAACUAUCCCCAUUUCUUUAUUAUCCGUUUAUUCAAAUGCCGACAAUAACGACUGAAACGGCAAAGCCAAAACCUGCGUGCACAUUUUGUAUGGAAAAUGAGGGUUCUCUUACUUGUUUGUAUUAUCAACGUGAUGGCGAUGAUCCAGUGACCACUGAUUCCCUGCCACAGGAGACGGAAACUGAAAUGGAAAAUGUCUCGUCACUUGAACAAAUUCAAGAUUCUGAUGCACUCACGUUAGAUGUUAAUACACCGGUAUCGACUGCAAAAAAUCCAGGCUGGUUCGGCAAGGGAUAUCGAAAGGGUUUGAAAAAGAAACGGUAGCAUUCAAUCAUUCUUUUCAUAUCGCGUCUAUUUUUACUCAUUUAAUUCGCAGUCUUUCUCAAUUUGAACAAAUUAUUUCGUAUUAGGAUAAUUUCUUCUUUUUUCUCCAUUGCGUAAAUAUUUUCUUAUAUUCGAUCACUUUUUCAUUCUCACUGAGCAAUUUAUUCGUUACUUUUCAUCGAAUUGUCAGUAAAGUUCUACUAAUGGUCACGUUAGUAAAAUUCUCAACGUUUAUAAUUAACGAAUUAGGAGAAAAAAAUUUUCUAUUAACAAAUUUUCAUAAUUUUCCGUUAUGAAAACUAUAUACAAUUUUUUUUUCAUUUUUAUU